Strigops habroptila (Kakapo) is the source of this 2114-nucleotide messenger RNA. It is a transcript of the gene AJM1, whose product is annotated as apical junction component 1 homolog. Gene Ontology annotation, cellular component: apical junction complex; plasma membrane. The transcript is spliced from 3 exons. The record is from RefSeq and is a predicted model, not a curated record. Gene Ontology annotation, biological process: cell-cell junction organization. Lineage: Eukaryota; Metazoa; Chordata; Aves; Psittaciformes; Psittacidae. The coding region runs from base 516 to 2012 and encodes 498 amino acids.
GUGGAUGAGGAUGAGGAUGGGGAUGGGGAUGGGGAUGAGGAUGGGGGCCGGGGCCGAGCGGAGCCGGAGCAGGGCCCGAUGACGGGGGCCGGGGCCGGGGGCGGUGCCGGUGGGUGGCUCCGGUCCCGGUCCCGGCCGGUAACUCCGCCUGCCGUAUUUAUGGGAAAACAAGCGGCGGCGGAGCCGGGCGGCCGCGGCGGAGCGUCGUGCCGUGCCGUUCCGUUCCGUUCCGUGCCGUGCCCUACCGGACCGGGCCGUGCUGGAUCGGGCGGAGCCGGGCCGGGCCAUGGCCACCGCGGAGGCGGCAGCCCGAGCCUAGUGCGCCGGCGGUGGCGGGGAUGCGGCGGGGGGGCCGCCGGGGCGGCGGACGCGGAGCAGAGCUGGGAUGGAGCUGCUGCAGAGCCCUCGGCCAGGUCACCCCACACGCCCCCUCCCUGCUGCCGCCAGACCAGGGCCGGCUUCCUUCCUCUGAGGCCAUCUGAAGAGGAGCUGGCAGGAGAAUAGUCGCUUUUAAGAUGACACGAACAGACCCACCUGACAUCCUCGUGUCUACAGUGUACCAAGACAUAAAGGUGGCCACUGCAGCCUCCAGGGAUUCCAUUGUCUGCCAGCCCCUGGCACGAUGUGAUGCCUCCAUGUCCUCGUCCCUGCCCCGCGAGCCGCAGCCCUUCAACAAGCGCCACUGCAGGAGCUUCGACUUCGACGAGUCGCUGGAGGAGCAGCUGGGCACCCCCGCGGCCAUGGAGCACCCCUGCCCGCGCCCCGGCACCCCCGAGCCCACACCAGGGCCGCCGGGCAGGCGGGUGCCCCCGAAGCCGGACCCUUAUGCCUGCAGAGCCCCGGCGCCGAGAAGCGAGCCGAAGCGCCGCGCCCGCUCCAAGAGCGCGCCGCGGGUCAAGACCACCUUCACCCCGGUGCCCAUCGCGGUCUCGGCAUCGCCGCCGCCGGCCCGGCGCGGGCGCGAGGUGCUGCGGGUGGCGCGGGAGCCCUCCCGGCCCGAGCCCUCGCCGCGCCGCGAGAGCCAAGCUCCGCUGCGGGCCAUGGCCAACGAGGUGCACCCCAUCAAGCUGCAGCCGCAGCGCAGCAGCGUCAGCCGCAUCUCCCCGCUCUGCCUGGGCAGCAACUGCUUCGAGGAGGGGCCGGGCGGCAAGGCGGGCGCCAGCCCCCACGUCAAGUGCAGGGUGGACAUCAAGCCAGACGAGGCGGUGCUGGUGCACGCAGCGCGCAGCCUGCGGGCAGCGCAGGGCCGGCAGGAGCCGCCGCGCUGGCCCCGCGCUCCCGCCCGCAGCCUGGCGGUGCCGGGCAGCCGGCAGGCAUCCGCGUCCCGCACUCCCACCCCCAGCGACUCCUACAGCGGGGACCCCCCGUUCCUGCCCUAUCCCGGAGAGUACUACGAGGCAGACCCCCGGGCGCUGGCGUACCAGACGGUGCCGGUGCCCGCCUCGCGGGAGUUCAGGGAAUACCCCGACAGGGGCUGCAUGACCUUCUCGGCUCCCGGCGUCCCCGCCAAGUUCUUCUAUGCGGAGGAGCCGGCGCGAUGCCCCAGCCCCGCCAUGCCCCUGCGCAGCUCGGGCUACGCCAGCUACCCCUACCCCGGCCGCCACGCUGUCCCCCAACACUUCUACGCCGAGGACCCGGCCAAAGCCGCCGUCCACACGGUGCCACCCCGGACGUUGUACGUGGAGGAGCCGCGGGGCUACCCGGUGCAGGAGGCGCCCGCCCGCGCCUUCUAUGGGGAUGAGCCCCGCUUUUACCCCCCCCCGUGGCACCCCAAUCAAAACCCUCUAUGCCGAGGACGCCAGGACGUACCCAGCACUCGGCUCCUCGGCUCGGGUCUUCUAUGCCGAGGACUACGGGAAGUACCGGGAGCGGGAGGUGAUGUCGCGGACGUGCCCCCCGCCCCGCAGCGCCCAGCCCUUGCACUUCGGCGACUGGUACGGCCCCAAGCGGGGCUCGCUGCCCUACCAGACCCUGCAAGUGUCGCGUUUCACCCCGCAGCCAGCCGGGCAUGAGGCCAUGGUCUCCUCCUGGCACGCCAGCUACGGAGUAACCCCCCCACGGCUGGGCCGGGAGACCCAGCACUACUCCAAGUCCUGGGAUAACAUCCUGGCGCC